Molecule: messenger RNA, 3114 nt
Organism: Triplophysa rosa
Lineage: Eukaryota; Metazoa; Chordata; Actinopteri; Cypriniformes; Nemacheilidae
Gene: cfap221
Product: cilia and flagella associated protein 221
Exons: 25
Coding region: 88-2523 (811 amino acids)
Biological process (GO): cilium assembly; cilium movement
Cellular component (GO): cilium
Source: RefSeq, a predicted model, not a curated record
UGGUGAGGUGGAUUGUUGACAUGACUGCACCGGAGUAUCAACAGGUACAGUGUGUUUAUGAUAAAAACAGCGUAAAGUCCAGCCGUGAUGGAGGUGGCACAUUCUGCCCCUGAGACUUUCUCUAACAGCGCGAGGACAAGAAACCUGCUUCCUCUUAGCCAACUGGUAGAGGACACCCGAAAAAGUGGAAACGUCCCCCAUCACCUACUUGAAACCAGGGUGUUCGCAAAAUUGAAGAGUAACAGUGUAGUUCAAGCCGAACCGUCAGAACUGCAUUUCAGUGGCUUUGAAGUAGGGAAGGGUUACAAGAAGAUCUUGAAACUUGUCAACAUCUCUUCAGAUGUGCUCAGUGUUCACAUUCUGCCCCCUCAGACAAAGAAUUUUCAAAUUAAGUACACAAAAAAGUGCCGACUGGUCCCGGGUCUGGCGUACACCGUUACAGUGAACUUUCAUCCGGACGAGUGGCGUUAUUUUUGUGAUAACAUCAGAAUUCACUGUGAGGCAGAGGAGAACUUACUAGUUCCUGUUCACGCAUACCCUGUUAUCAAUGACCUUCACAUUCCAUCUCACAUUAGUUUACCACCUGUGCCACUUGGACAGAGCAUCAGUCAUGUGAUUCCACUUAAAUGCAGUUGUCCGAUAGACUUUGAGUUCCAAGUGCAUUGUCUUCAACCCCAUGAGGCCUUUACUGUAAGACCACUAUCAGGGAUAAUUCCGGCAAACGGAAAGACGGAGUUAAAAGUGACUUUUACACCCGUGCGAUAUUGUACAGCUGACAUUACACUGCAACUGGUCAUCUCUCAAUUCAACUCUAAACCUGUCGUUUGGACAGUAACAGGUUCCUCUUCUCCAUACCUGCCGCCCAGUAAAAAGGAUGGAGAUUGCGAGGAUGAUAAUGUUUUGGUUGGAGAGCAAAAGACUGUCGAUGGAAAACCAUUGGGAUCUCAUCAUAGACCUAAAAUGGCUCUAUCCUUGCCUAAGGGUGUUGACAAGAAAAGAAAAGCACAGCUUCAGAUCUCCAACGCAGAUUUCCCCACAAAUGCAGGUCUGAGUGAAAUCCAAACACAAGACAAAACAAGAUCUAAGAACCUUGCUAUGUCUACCAAACCUGCAGACCAGAACAAGAAGAUGAAGGAAAGCACAUUUUCAAAGAAUGCGAAACAAAAGAAGAGAGGCGAUCUUAACCGCUGGAAGGUUGAUGUGGGUAAUGACAAGCUUAAAAUUCGGAAAGAGCAAGAAGAGGCAGUUGGUGAAUGUAAACUCAAAUAUAGUGGUAAAUCUGUGGCCAUUUCAAAAUCCUCACCAAAACGCUCUUCACGAAGAGUUUUGAGAAAUGCAGGACAGCUCCCAGAAUCUACUGGCCAGCUAAAGGUCAGAUCGAAAGCUCUCAGACUCUUCCAGCAAGCUGUUCGUAAGGUUGUUCAUCAAUGUCGUAGGAACAAGACACUUCAGGCAGACAAAGAAUCUGACGAGCAACUUUUAAAGCUGACACCAGAAAAGCUUCUGCCCUUCAGCUUUCCUACAUUUCUACCUGAAGACCAACCUGAUGAACUUGCUGUGAAUGCUUUGGGUCGUGUUCCAGUAAGACCGCCCGUACUGGAUAUGAAACCCAGCACUCCAAUAUUCGAUCUAAAGGUUCCCCAGUAUUACAGAAUUAUGGGCUAUCAGCCAGUCUCUGUCUACGAUGCUGCAGCAACCUUCAUUCCAUCUCACCUGAUGAGAACAUUACGCACUGGAGCGGAGGAUGAGAUUUUGCCGGUGCUGGCUUGUACAUCUGCAGAUCUCAGUGAGGAUGAACCGGACAGGAACGCAGAGGAACAUGAGGGAUCAAAUCAGGAUUUAUAUACCAGUCUUAGUUUCAGUGCUUCUGAAGCAUUACUGAAACCUCCAAAUGUCCAUCCUCUCCAGAUUUUUAAUCCUGCACCCAACGUUCAUGCUUUUAAACCGGCUCCGCUGUACCUGGAAUGUGAUCUAGACUUUCACCUGUGCCCGCUGCCACGAUACACGUCGAAGAGCAUGUAUGCCCCAGCAACACAGAAGAAGUUUCUAGAUAGAAAGGAUGUAAUCAAAGGGGUUAUGACAUGGAAGAAGUUUCCUUCAACAUCUUUGAAGAUUUUAUCCAGGAUGUCAACCCUCACAGGAGACCACGUCUCACACAUGUCUGACCCCUUCACUAACAUAUUGCUUCCUACGGAGGCUCCGCCCGCCCUUCAGGAUCUGCCCGACAGCAUCAGAGAUGAUAUUCAAACUGGCUUGUCAGAUGGCUCAGACCUCCGUCUCACUCCUGAAAUGGUCGAAGCGGAGUUUGGAUUGUCUGGAAGAUCUUCGGCAACAUCUCUGAGAGAGGAUGAAGACGAUGGAACUCCAACACCGAAGGCAUCAGCAACAACCAGCAGAGAGCAAUGUGAGCAGCCACUGGAGUCCAACCACAACAUCAGACUGGGAACAAAAGUUAUGCAAAGUUUUAAACAAUUAAAGUCUUUAGGCAGGACCAGCAGCCUCUCAUCUCAUGAGAAUAAAUAGGGUUCUUAUCCUGGAAUAGAAAAUGCCUUUGUAACUGCUUCGCAAAUUCAAGAAUUUUCAUUCCUGCUAUUAAUUUUUUGAAGAAAGUCAGUAAGAGCCUUGAAGCAGACGGCGUCAGAUCAUGCAAUCAAACAGGCUGUAGUAAAUUACAACGACCACCAGAUGGCAGUCAAUGUCUGUAACAUGAUCCCUAAAAAACGCCUAAAAAGGCAGCCUAAUUAUCACCUUGUAUUGCAGGAAGUUUAUGGUUGGUUGACACAUGUUACCAGUCAUGACAUUUGCAUUCGAAUCGAGUCUUGUAAUUGCAUUUUAACAUAAUUCUGAAAAAAUACAGUGCUGCAAAAUUUGCUGCCAUUGUCCCUCAUAGUUGUAGGGUAUUUUGGGGGGUGGUCAUGGACCAAAAGAGCCCACACCCAAGGUAUUCUGAUUUCCACUUGCUCAUAUUAACUUCUGUUCUCAGCUCUUUUAUAUUAUAAUAUCUUUUUUAUUAAUAUAUUUAUUUAAAAGAUUUUGCAUAUUUUUUGUAAUGAAAUAUAAAGGCUGCUCUGCACUGUAGAACUAAAUGGAGUUGAGUUGUGUAAUAAACUGUAC